CUUCUGACACUCAAUCUUCUUGUAUCGUUUGUCGAUAUGUGUUAUCGAUUGCUCUUCCAAAUAUACGGCAUCUACGGAUUAGAAUGGAAGUCAUAUCCUCUACUUGGCUUAUUCGCUUGUAUAACUACUUUGAAUGCAUUUAUUCUUGCUCGACGUCUUAAGCCACCACAGAACAGCGUCAACGGUUGGUGGCAAGUCCUAAAACUAACCUUCCGUUUGUCAGCACAGUUUCUUCUUGGAAUGUUGGCCAGUACCUUUCUUAUCUAUAAGCUAUUACCUUGGUUUAACAAACAAGAUGGUUACAUUAAGGUUGCCGUCGCUGCAUUUUCUCCUAUUGUGACACCUAAAGCAAUUUCACGGAUCGGGGCCCAGCGGCUGGAGUCCAUCCAUCCAGGAACCGCCCAUGUGUUUGUAUCGAUGCUAUAUGGAACAGGCACAAUAUCUCUUCGAAUUUUACAGGCAGAUAUGAACACGUUGGCAUUGUACAUCGCUCUGAGCGUGGUCCAUGGAAUUGUUGACGUUCUGGAAAGGCUAGCGAUAACGAUGAGAGACAACAUCUGGGAAUACCUGUUGAACAGGUUAUUCAGGAAGUACCGUUCACCAAGAAGCCGUCGUUUUAUGGCUAAUCUUAGUAUACAGAUAAUGCUUCAAGAAGCCACCGCUUUGCUAUCGGCGCUUGGGUUUGUACAGCUGUACGUUAUGUAUGGUGAUUUCAAACCCUCCAACACUACUCACGAUCCUGUUCAUGGUGACUUUUUCAUACGUGCCACAACUGGUUUAUUCAAACAUAUUGCAUGAAUUUCCCUAUC
Exaiptasia diaphana is the source of this 809-nucleotide messenger RNA. RefSeq lists its product as uncharacterized. The transcript is spliced from 2 exons. NCBI's taxonomy places the organism in Eukaryota, Metazoa, Cnidaria, Anthozoa, Actiniaria, Aiptasiidae. The record is from RefSeq and is a predicted model, not a curated record. The coding region runs from base 37 to 798 and encodes 253 amino acids.